Mytilus trossulus (common blue mussel) is the source of this 864-nucleotide messenger RNA. RefSeq lists its product as uncharacterized. The record is from RefSeq and is a predicted model, not a curated record. NCBI's taxonomy places the organism in Eukaryota, Metazoa, Mollusca, Bivalvia, Mytilida, Mytilidae. The transcript has 5 exons. The coding region runs from base 3 to 797 and encodes 264 amino acids.
UGAUGACUCUAAAUGGAUUGAUUUUAAAUUAUGUUAUAUUUAUUUCAAUCAAUGCAAUUGACUCCAAGACUUGUAGCAGAAAAAUAAGUUUUGUGUCUGGAGGAGCAACCAUUUAUGGAGUAGAACAUUAUUGUUGCGCAAAUUCCUAUUCAAGGAAUGGAACAUGUGAAAUAUGUCCAGUUGGUUAUACUACAAACCAAGAAGGAACAGAUUGUAAUCCAUGUCCAGAUGGCCAAUACGGUUCAAGAUGUGCGUAUCCAUGUUUCUGUAAACAAGAUGAACGAUGUAAUAACAUUUAUGGGUGUGUAUCAGAGGACACAAACAAUGUGACGGUUAAUCUGACAGAUCACAGAAAAUUGUUUGGAUUUUCAAGGACAGACUUUCGAAUCGCCGUCUACGCAGGAUGUUCUGGACUUGUGUUGGUUAUUAUCUGUGUUUUGGUAGGAUAUGGGUGUUAUAUCAAAGGUAAUCAACAUGCUGCCAAUGUAUGUAUAUCAACUUUGGCUGUUAACAACUUUAGCAGUAACAGUAUACCAACACAUUUACAACGCUCUUGCCCUGAAGCAGAAGAAAAAAGAACAAACCAUGGCGAAAUCGAGGCGAUCACCGUCUUUACAGAGGAACCUGCAAUGAUGAUAGAAGAUAAUGAAAAUGAAGGAAAUGCAUAUUGGAACAAGGAUACCAUGGAAGGUAGCUGUGAUAACUACCUUAUCCCUUUUGAAACGACGGUAAACGAUAGUGAUGAAUUUAGCAGUUUUUCGAAAGAGAAUGAAAAACCAACAGUUCUUGCAGAUUAACCUUUUGAUCCUAUAUAUCUCAACCUUUAUCAACCACUUAAUCAUCAAUCUGUACAACAUCAUUAUA